Orycteropus afer afer is the source of this 1644-nucleotide messenger RNA. It is a transcript of the gene SLC30A9, whose product is annotated as solute carrier family 30 member 9. The coding region runs from base 1 to 1644 and encodes 547 amino acids. Gene Ontology annotation, cellular component: nucleus; membrane. Gene Ontology annotation, molecular function: monoatomic cation transmembrane transporter activity. The transcript has 18 exons. Gene Ontology annotation, biological process: transmembrane transport; zinc ion transport; positive regulation of transcription by RNA polymerase II. Lineage: Eukaryota; Metazoa; Chordata; Mammalia; Tubulidentata; Orycteropodidae. The record is from RefSeq and is a predicted model, not a curated record.
AUGUUACCAGGCUUGGCCGCCGCCUCUGCGGCCCACAGAUGUAGCUGGUCCUUUUGGUGCCGGCUCCGUCUGGGCUGCAGGGCGGCGGCCCGCAGCUCCUGCGACCGUCAGGAAUGGCAGAAUUUAGUGACACUUGGAAGCUUUUCAAGUAUGGUUCCCUGUAGUCAUCCAUACAUUUGUGCACUGAGUCCAGUGAAGUUGUACUCCACAAAUGUUCAGAAAGGAGGACAGGGAUCACAAACUAUCAGAGUAGAAAAAGUACCAACACUUGAUGAAACAGCAGGAAAUAUGGGUGCGGAACUCAAAGCUCCACUUAUUAAGCAAGAACCUCUCCAAGUAAGAGUCAAGGCAGUCCUUAAAAAGAGGGAGUAUGGACCAAAGUACACUCAGAAUAACUUCAUCACUGGUGUCAGAGCAAUCAAUGAGUUCUGCCUCAAAUCCAGUGAUCUAGAACAACUUCGAAAAAUCAGACGACGAAGUCCACAUGAAGAUACUGAGUCCUUUACUGUAUACUUGAGGUCAGAUGUGGAGGCAAAAUCUUUAGAAGUUUGGGGAAGCCCUGAAGCUCUUGCCAGAGAGAAAAAACUCCGUAAAGAAGCAGAAAUAGAAUACAGAGAACGGCUAUUUAGAAACCAAAAAAUAUUAAGAGAAUAUAAAGACUUCCUGGGAAACACCAAGCCACGUUCCAGAAUGACAUCGGUAUUUCUCAAGGGACCAGGAAAAGUGGUGAUGGUUGCCAUUUGCAUCAAUGGAUUAAACUGUUUCUUUAAAUUUCUUGCCUGGGUUUAUACUGGUUCAGCGAGUAUGUUCUCAGAAGCUAUACAUUCAUUAUCUGAUACAUGUAAUCAGGUUUUACUAGCAUUGGGCAUCAGUAAGUCUGUUCAAACACCAGAUCCUACUCAUCCAUAUGGAUUUUCAAAUAUGCGCUAUAUUGCUUCACUAAUUAGUGGUGUUGGUAUUUUCAUGAUGGGUGCAGGACUGUCAUGGUACCAUGGAAUCAUAGGAUUGCUUAAUCCUCAACCUAUGGAAUCUCUCCUAUGGGCAUAUUGUAUUUUAGCAGGAUCAUUGGUAUCCGAAGGAGCAACACUUCUUGUUGCUGUAAAUGAACUUCGUCGGAGUGCUCGGGCGAAGGGAAUGUCAUUUUACAAGUAUGUAAUGGAAAGUCGUGAUCCUAGUACAAACGUUAUAUUAUUGGAGGAUACUGCAGCAGUCUUGGGAGUGACAAUAGCAGCCACUUGCAUGGGUCUUACUUCUAUAACAGAAUUAAGUCCUAACAAGUUAAGGGCUAUUCAUGAUGUUAAAGCCACAGAUCUGGGAUUAGGUAAAGUGAGAUUUAAGGCAGAAGUAGAUUUUGAUGGACGAGUUGUUACACGUUCAUAUUUAGAAAAACAAGAUUUUGACCAAAUGUUACAAGAAAUUCAAGAAGUGAAAACUCCUGAAGAGCUAGAGAUAUUUAUGCUUAAACAUGGAGAAAAUAUUAUUGAUACUUUAGGAGCUGAAGUAGAUAGACUUGAGAAGGAACUGAAGUUUCAGAUAAAGAAAAAAUCAGAACAAUUGUGUAUCCUCUCAUUUGAGCAGGGGGAGGUUGUGACUGGCCCUCUUACGUUAGUAUUCAAGAAGAAAGUGCCCCCGGUUAACACUUGA